AUGGACAAGCAGUUUGAGAGUUGCUUAGAGAUGCUGGGACAAUAUAAUGUAAACUUGUCAUUCACAGAAGUUCUCUCACAAGUGCCAACUUAUGCCAAAUUCUUGAAGGAGGUCCUUAUAAAGAAGAGUAAGAUAGAAGAGACCUCAGUGGUCAAGCUCACCGAGCAUUGCAGUGCACUGGCUGACCAAAUAACUAUAAUACCCGAGGGAAUAGUGGAAGAUAUCUUAGUUCGAGUAGAUAAGUUUGUGUUUCCUGUAAAUUUCAUUGUGGUGAAGAUGGAGGAGAACAAAGAGGUUCCCAUUAUUUUAGGAAGACCAUUCUUAGCGAUGGGCAGAUCAAUAUUAGACAUACAUGAUAGAAAGCUCAUGCUUAGAGUGGUUGAUGAGACGGUGACUUUCGAGAUGAAUGUGGAGAUGGGGGUGAGAAAGGAGAAGCCAGCUGCAAGUGUAGAGUGGAGAGUAAAAAGCUCGAAAGAGAAGGUCCCAGUGAUUAAGAACGACAGGUGUGGGGUGUACCCCAAGAAAGUUGAGAAGAAGUUGUCUGCGUGGAUGUGUACACUAGUUCGGGCAAGAAGAAUGGAGCCCGACUUUGACUUAGACCCAGACUAG
This is a messenger RNA of Nicotiana tabacum (common tobacco), 609 nucleotides long. The record is from RefSeq and is a predicted model, not a curated record. NCBI's taxonomy places the organism in Eukaryota, Viridiplantae, Streptophyta, Magnoliopsida, Solanales, Solanaceae.